AUGGUCGAAGAUUCCAACAUUGCCCUACAAGAAGUUCAGCUAAAUUUUCGAAAAGCCGAAAAUAUUAUCAACACUUUGAAAGAAAUUAUCAGUCGAUAUCGCUUUUCAGAGAGAUUUGAUCUGGUAUGGGACUCAGCAGUCUUGGCGGCAAAAGCUGCCGGAAUCUAUGAACCAACGUUGCCUAGAAAAAGAAAAACACCAGCUCGACUGAAUGGAACCGGAGAUCAUCAUUUUUCAGAGACUCCAAAGGAUCACUAUUGCAAGAUUUCUUAUGAGAUAGUUGAUGCUGUCCUUGUCGGUCUCAAUUCUCGAUUUGAAGAAACGGAGACCUCAAAACAUCUCAUCACAGUAGUAGAUUUCAUUAUCGGGAAGAGUGACGUAUCUCACGGGAAAGAAUUCUUCCGUGAUGACUUUGAGGACUACGGCAGACUAUUUCAUCGAGACCUCUUUUUAGAUCAAGCAAAAGCAAAAAAUGUUACUCUUGAAGACUUUCAAUCGGCCUUGGAUUUUUUGAAAAGUGUUAAUGAAGAUAUUUCUCAGUCUCUAACAAGCAUUAUACCAGAGUUUGUCAAGUUAAUGAAAAUUGUCUUAACUAUGCCUGUUUCAACAUGUACGGCUGAAAGAAGCUUCUCCUGUCUUCGUAGAUUAAAAACUUACUUUCACUCUACGAUGACUCAAGACAGACUAAACCAUCUAGCAGUCUUGUGUUGUCAUUCUGAUUUACUAGAAAGUAUCGAUCUUGAUGUCUUACUUGACGAAUUUAUUUCCAAAAAUGCUAUUCGUAUGAAUACUUUUGCUCUUAUUCACUAA
Messenger RNA from Daphnia magna, 810 nucleotides. Its product is annotated as zinc finger MYM-type protein 1-like. The record is from RefSeq and is a predicted model, not a curated record. Gene Ontology annotation, molecular function: protein dimerization activity. Lineage: Eukaryota; Metazoa; Arthropoda; Branchiopoda; Diplostraca; Daphniidae. The transcript has a single exon. The coding region runs from base 1 to 810 and encodes 269 amino acids.